Durusdinium trenchii is the source of this 1482-nucleotide messenger RNA. The record is from the annotation of a GenBank genome assembly. NCBI's taxonomy places the organism in Eukaryota, Dinophyceae, Suessiales, Symbiodiniaceae.
AUGGCGGUGAACGUGCAAGAUGGCAGCACCGAUGCGGGCGCGGAUGCCAGCAGCGUGACCGCGAAGGUCUUCUCGUCUCAUCACAGCUCGUGGUCGGUGCACAGCUCCGUCCCCUUCGAGCUCUUAGAAAUUCCAUCCACCAAGAACCACACAGCCACACCCGUGGGCAGCGAGGUGUUCGUCUUCGGCGGCUAUGACGGCCAGAAGAAUCACAACGAGUUGUACGUCUUCGAUCUUCCCUCAAUGGAGUGGAGGCAGCCCGAGGUCCUAGGUACCAAGCCCAGUGGCCGAAAUGGACAUUCGGCCACCCUCUUGGGUGAGAGUAUCCUGAUCUUGGGCGGCUGGCUGGGGAAUGGGCCGCUGGCCGCUGGCGACAUGCACCUGCUGAAUUUGAACCCCUUGAAAUGGCUGGCUCCGCGCUUCUCGGGCGAGCCGCCGGGGCCAUGCAACAUGCACACCGCGGACCUGGUGGGGAAGAACUUGUAUGUCUUCCGCGGCGGAGAUGGACGUGCGUAUCUGAAUGAUCUGCAUGGCUUGGACAUGGACACCGACACGUGGUUUCCAGUCAAGACCACCGGAGAGCAGCCGCCUCCACGGGCGAAUCACGCCUCGGCGGUGGAUGAUUACAAGCUCUACAUCUUUGGGGGGUUAAAUGACCUCUAUGUGCUCGACACCCGCGACAAUGUCUGGACCAUGUUGAAGCCCAGUGGAUACACCCCGCAAGCGCGGGCGGGCAUGACAUUGUCCAUAAUCCGUGAUUGCUUGUAUCUCUUUGGAGGCUCUGGGCAUACGACCCGAUGCUUCAACGACGUGCACGUCUACGAUCCCAAGGAGCAGGCCUGGUUCCUCUGUGCCCAAGCCGACCUCGGCGACGGGCGCGGCGUGGGUCCCGCCCGGCGGGCGGGGCACGUGGCGGUGGCCGUGGACCGGCGGCUCUUCGUGAGCGGCGGCGCCUGUGGGACGCAGUACUACGGCAAAGGCAAGUGGUACAUCCUGGACACGGACGCGCCGCCGCCCAUCGAAGUCUCCGCAGCGCCGGCCUGUGCGGAGUCCGUGAGGAGGGUCAUGAGCGAGUACUUGAACAAGGAGCAGUUUUCAGACGUUUGCUUCGUGGUGGAGGGCAAGAGGCUCUACGGCCACCGAGUGCUGCUCACACUCUUCUCGGACUACUUCCGAAAGGCGUUCGCCUGCGGCAUGCGAGAAAGCUUUGAGCCGGACAUCAUCAUCGAGGAUGUCUCUUACGAGAUCUUUUACGCGCUCUUGGAGUUUUUGUACACCGGGAGGCUCCAGUUGUCGUCGGGACAACAGGGUGACGCUUGCUUCCUGGUAGGGUUGCUGCGGGCGGCCGACCAGUUCUGCGCCGACUGCGUGAAGCAGCUGUGCGAGAAGAGCCUGAGCGCCUUGGUCGACCAGGAGAACGUGGAGGCCUUCCUGAGUGAGGCUGAACGCUUUCAGGCCCUUCAGCUGGCAACUUUGGCAUAA